Molecule: messenger RNA, 744 nt
Organism: Homalodisca vitripennis (glassy-winged sharpshooter)
Lineage: Eukaryota; Metazoa; Arthropoda; Insecta; Hemiptera; Cicadellidae
Product: matrix metalloproteinase-2-like
Exons: 1
Coding region: 1-744 (247 amino acids)
Biological process (GO): extracellular matrix organization; collagen catabolic process; proteolysis
Cellular component (GO): extracellular matrix
Molecular function (GO): zinc ion binding; metalloendopeptidase activity
Source: RefSeq, a predicted model, not a curated record
AUGUAUUACUGCACGUAUUUGGUUAUUGCAGCCACCUUAGUAUAUGCAAAUGAAGACUUUGACUCUGUGCGUUAUUUGAAACGUUACGGAUAUUUAGAGAAUGACAACACUACUUCGUUGGUAGACGGGGAAAUCUUAAAUGUGGCGAUAGAGACAUUUCAAGCUAAAUAUAAUCUCACAGUUGACGGGUCCAUGAACCCUGAAACAGAAGCAUUCAUGAAGAGACCGCGAUGCGGGAACAAAGACAAUCCUUUGCCGUAUAGAAUACUGAGCAACACCACAAAAUGGUUCAAUAAUAUAGUGACAUGGAACUGGUUGGGCAAACCACAAUACAUACCGUUGGUUAACGCUGCUUUUGGCGUUUGGACGAGACACACUAAUCUCACGUUUUAUCGCUCGUUCUACGAUCCCAACAUUCCUAUAUCGUUGGAUUCUCUCCACGUCAUGUACGCUACUAGAUCGCCAUGUCCGUAUAAGUUCGACGGUCGUGGAUCGGUGUUGGCACACGCCUUUUUCCCAGACAUCUUGAAAAACCAGACUGAUAUUCAUUUCGACGUCGAUGAAGAUUGGGACAUGACUAUGAAUCUCCCGGCACCUGGAAAAACAUCGUUCUUCUCUGUUUUGGUUCACGAGAUCGGUCACGCGUUGGGAUUGAGCCAUUCAUCACAACGAGGCGCCGUGAUGAAUCCUUACUACGAAAUUCCACCGACCACCAAAAAACAUGUUCGAACUCGAUCUCGCUAA